GGAUCAUCGAUUAUAUUUGAAGCUUUUUGAUAAAAUAUGGCCCUUUUAGUUGAGUAUUUUUCACAAUGUAAAAGAAAUGUUUUUCAUUUUCAAUUUGAUCAGAAUUACAUACAGAGCAGUAUCUCUCAUUUCUGGGAAUAUUAAGAUGUCUCCCUCUUUCAAUCAUCAGAUUAUAAGCACUUAUACGGAUCUUACAUAUUCAGCUCUGUCACUUCUGUUUUUUAAGAUAUCAACAUAGGGUAGUCUUCGACCCAUUAUGUAGACACUCUUGAAAAAGUCUAUCUUUCUUGAUUCAAGUAUAUGGACGAUGUGGCGGUAUGGCCGACAUAUCCUAUGGACGACGUGGAAGUAUGGCCGUUGCGUCUCAAAUGCUAAUUUACUUCCUUGUUCAAUUUCUGUCGAGCAGAUAAAGGUGUUUCUACAAUAAAUAGCAAUGCCUCUGGCGAAAGACAAUGAAUUGAAGAUUACGAGCAACUACGAAACCAUCAUAAAUGAACUGGUAAUUGUUGAUAUAUUAGAUCAUAUGAUUACUAAAGGAAUAUUUACUAUACAUGAUUCGGAAAAAAUAAACGCAAAAAGUACACAAAAAGAUAAGAACAGAGAAUUUGUAACCAUCCUUAUUAGAAGUAAACCAGCGGGGUAUAAAGAAUUCCUCAAGUCUUUACGUAAAGAUGAAAAAGCGUAUGAAUCUAUUGCAGACCAGAUAGAGAAUACAGUUGAAGAAGAAGAUGAAGAUGACGAUGAAACACGUGAGGAAUGGAUUGGAAACCGAAUGCCACCAGGAAAAGAAAACCAAUAUUUAAAAGAUGUUCACCUUUUGUACUUUUGUAAAGCAAUAGCUCCAGCACACUUAAUAACGUUUGGAACAUGUCUAGGAUUUGAACAAGGAGAUGUUGAUGGCAUACAAUAUAAACAUCAUCGGGCUUCAGAUCCUGCAUGUCAUGACCUGCUGGUUAAAUGGAGGAAUAAGUAUGGACAUGGUGCAACUGUAACAAGGCUUAUGGAUGUUUUUUUCUCUGCACAUCAGAAUACACCUGAAUCUAUUUACGAAAACAAAAUUUGGGACGCUCUUAAAAAAAUUUAAUA
Mytilus californianus (California mussel) is the source of this 1086-nucleotide messenger RNA. RefSeq lists its product as uncharacterized. Gene Ontology annotation, biological process: signal transduction; regulation of apoptotic process. Bases 434 to 1084 code for a protein of 216 amino acids. The transcript has 3 exons. Gene Ontology annotation, molecular function: protein binding. NCBI's taxonomy places the organism in Eukaryota, Metazoa, Mollusca, Bivalvia, Mytilida, Mytilidae. The record is from RefSeq and is a predicted model, not a curated record.